GCGCAUGUCCGUGCGUCACCACAGUUGGCUGGGCUUUUUCAGAAGUGAAAAAACGCAACGUUCUGCGUCCGCCAUAUUUGUUUGAGAGUGUGUGUUGUGUGUUAAUUGGACUUUUCUGCAGUUUAAACUAAUCAAAUUUGGUUUUAUGCAACAUUUUUUAGAUGAAUACGCUUAAGGGAUUAAUGUUUUACUCUUCAAGGACACUCACAUGAUUUUGACGGAGGCCACGAUGAAUCCUGAGGAGAUCAAGGCGGAGUACACCUCCAGCCUCCAAGAUCUCACUUUCAACAGUAAGCCCCUGAUCAAUGUGUUGACGAUGUUAGCGGAAGAAAAUCUAGCACACGCUCCAUACAUCGUCCAGGCAAUCGAAGAGCAUCUGGAAAAGGUUCAGACCAAUGUCAAACUUCCUAUUCUGUAUCUCAUCGACUGUAUCGCCAAGAAUAUUGGACAAACUUAUAUGCAACUCUUCAGCCAAAACAUCGUCAAGACAUUCUGCAGCGUUUUUAAAGUGGUGGACGAAGAAACGCGUGCUGAAAUGUUUAAACUUCGUCAAACGUGGAAUAACGUCUUUCCUCAAAUGAAAUUGUACGCGAUCGACGUCCAGAUUCGGAUGUUAGAUCCAGCAUGGCCAGUUACAGCCCAACCUACAUCCAACAGUAUUCAUUUCAAUCCCAAAUUUCUAAAAACCACCAAAACCGAAAUAGCAACACCUAUCGUCCCUGAAACAACAACCACUCCUCUGGAUAUGGAAACCUUCACGAUGCAACAAAAACUAAUCCAGAAACAAAAAGAACUCAUCGAACUUCAGCAGAAAAAAUUAAAAUUAGAACUGUUACAAACACAAGUUAAACUCCAAAAGCAAUUGGAAAAUAAUCCGAAUGCUGUUGUUGGCAAUAAUGUACCACCAAGAACUCAGAAUAUUUUAUUAAAACCCGAGGUAGCAAAGCAACUAAUGCCAGAAGUGGCGAAGCAGUUAAUUCCUGCCGCAACACGUGAUACCAAAAGCAAAUCAGGUUUGGGUACGAGAGCCCAGCAAACCACGCCUAAAAUAACACCAGUAAAUAGCGCUUUAGUGGCGGCUGCAACAAAACCAACGCGUGAUCCUCGUUUAUUGCGCCAACAAACGGAGAAGACUACCAACGGCACCAACAACAGUAGUAGUACUAGUGUUUCAUUAGGAUCUAAGAGUUCAAUAUUAGAUUCUAAUAAUAAAGUUGUUACAAAUACAAAGAGCGUUCGAGACAACCGUAUCGAAUCUCGUUUAGUUACUAAUAAAGACAAUGCUCCUCCACCCAAACUAGACAAAUCCAAAACCUUCCUAAAGUCCAGACAAUCCGAACAAAAACCAAACAAACCACCACGUAGCAAAAACAGUGCAGACAACGAUUCGAAACCUUUCUCGGGUAAAAGUUCGAUCAAUCUGUUAGAUUCACCUGUUAAGAUUAAAAGUGACUUGAAAUCGCCGACCAAAUCACCUAAUAGGCACAAAAAGAAAGAUCAUAGUACGGAUAAAAAGGGUUUCAAAGACGCUAAGCGUGACAGGGACAAUAAGGGUCAUAAAAAUGACUCGUUGCAAACUACUUUCAAAGGUGUUAAGGCCAAAAAUCGGAAUUAUAUUAGAAGAAAUCGCUCGCCUUCGUACAGUCCCGAACCCAAUCAAGACACCGACUUGAGAGUAUCAGGACCUCCAGAAAAGCAAGCACGACUACAUCCAGAAACUGUCGAAGAAAAGAGCAAAUUAGUCGCACAAACGGGAAUGGACGUGGAUUUAAGACAGUUGAACGACGUGACAAAGAAAAGAGCUUCGAGUGAAGGUCUGGAGAACUCAAACAAGAAAUCGAAAACGGAAGUAUUUGAUGCUUUGUUCGGAAACGAAGAUACGGAUCUUCGCACUGUUCUACCGGUGGCCCAGCCAGAACGACCCCCAACUCCUCCACCGCCAAUCAUCUCUCUCACCGACAAAGAAGAUUCGCCAAAGAAAUCUUCAGACUUUGAUGCCGUUCGAGCGAAACUAGCCAAUGCGACCGGACGCGAUAAAAUAAUGGCCAAGUCCUUCCGAAAAAAGCGAACUCAGGACGAAGAUCUCCGAGUACCUCCAGUGUCAAGCAGAAUCAGCGACACCAUCAAGAAAAUCAUCAUUUCUUCGGACGAUGCGCAGUGCAUCAAAACUGGAACAAUGUCGAAGGAGAAAGAAAAUCAACUUAUGAACAAGAUCAUCGCACACAUUGAGCAACAGAAGCUGGAAGAAGCACAAUUGAGGGAUAGUGAAGAGACGGUUGGUAACCUUCAACCAGUCAGCGACGAAGAGCUCGAAUUUAGCGAAGAGACUGACGAAAAAUUCGGGGAUAAGGACGAUAGAGUCAAUUUCCAUAAAUAUUCCAGGGAUUCCCGGGAGUCUAGAAGGGGUGGGUCGUAUUGGAGAGGCGGCAAGAGACGCCAUUGGGAAAAUCCUCACAUGGGACCACACCCACGAUCUGCAAUAAGGCCUUGGUUGCAUCAAAUGCACGCCUGGAGGCCAAUUGGGCCCAAUUUCAACCGCCAAGUGCACACCCCUGAACACGAUUUUUCAAGCCAAGAGCCUGAUGGAAAGAAAUCACCGGAAACUGCAGUGGAAGUAACUGUGGAUUCAGUAAAUCAGGACGAUAUUAAGACCAUCAAUAUCGAUGCGCAUCCGCGUGAUAUAAGAUACUACGACGAGACUGCGAUCGUAUUUAUGAAUUGGGACGAUCCACGAGAGAUUUCGUUCCAAAACGGCAGUCGUCGUGUGACGUUCGACGAUAAAGAUACUUAUUUAUUGUCCUUCAAUGAAGGCUAUAAAGAACUGUGUAUUAACGACACGAUACAUAAAGUGAGGUUGGGGGCCCCAAGUCGUGAGAUCUUCAUCGAUGGGAAACCCUACGAGUGUUACUUCGGGGGUCCCGGAAUAACGAUAGAUUUAAACGGGAAAAUGACCGUAGUUAAAUUAGAUGGGCCCCCACCUCAGGUGAAAAUCGGCACCGUGAAAAGAACCGAUCUGGUUGCCGGCAAAGUAAAUCUGAUAAUCGAUGCGAAAAUCUUAGUUCCCGUUUUUCUGGAUGCCAAAGUGCAAAAGUUUGUUAUCGAUGGUGAAACACAUACAUUAAAAUUUGUAGAUGCUUUGAAAACUGUUUUAAUAAAUGAUGUACCAUUUAAAGUUGAAUUUGGUGGCCUCCCUAAACCUAUAACUGUCCAUGAUAAGAAACACUUUAUCAGAUUUUCAGUGUUGCCGAGGGGUGUUAAACCAGGUCUUGUGUGUAUUAAAGACAUGGAAGGGGUGCAAGCGCCUGAGACUGACGAAAGUCAGGACACAGCGCUUGCCGUUGACAUUAACGAGCCUGCUCUGCCCGUCUUCUCCCGCAAGAAAAAGGUGGAAGAUGAGCAAGACAGGAACUCGAACUCGCCACAUUUCUUCCAGAGUUUCAUGCAGCAAAAUAAUUUGGACGUGCUUACAAGUGUGAUGACUUCCUCGAUGACACCAAGUGCCACCAGUGGAGGUUACCAAGUUGAAAAUGUGGGGCCGAACACUGAGACUCAUUCCAUGGACGCCAUCCCCUACGUGAAACCAGCACCGGUCUUGCCGUCCUCGCUCAACAUCAACGAACUGUUCCAAAAGUUGGUAGCGACGGGAAUCGUCGCGACCCAAGAACCGGUAGCCGAACCACAACCACCACCACCUGUUAAAACUGUGAGACGCAGCACGAUGGAAAACCUCAGACCUGUUACCUUCAACAGACCUGAAACGCUGAAAAUGCGCCAAAGUCUUCUGUACGAAGCACUUUACUCAGGGAUGCAGUGCAGCAGUUGCGGCAUGCGUUUCCCGCCAGAGCAGAGUAUACACUACAGCCAACACUUGGACUGGCAUUUCCGACAAAACCGGAAAGGGAAAAAGAACAUCAGAGUUGCGGCGAGUCGCAGAUGGUACUAUUCACUCUCCGAUUGGAAGAAUUACGAAGAAAUUGAAGAUUUGGAGGAACGGGAGAAGAACUAUUUCGACCAACAGCAGCUGCAAGCUGAGGGUGCUGGUGAUGAUGUUGAUGAAGAAGUUGAAGUGCCAAGUGUUCCAGCGGAUCCUGACGUACAAGACGCCCAUUGUGAAGUGUGCCAAGACAGAUUCGACCAUUUCUUCAACGAAGAGAAGGAAGAAUGGCAUUUGAGAAAUGCGGUUAGAGUUGAAGAUAAGACUUAUCAUCCUGUUUGCUACGAAGAUUAUCAAGCAUCGUUGCUAGAACCGGCUGAAGAAUGUAAAAUGGAAGAGCCGGAACCGGAAGAAACUAAAAUUGAAGAAGCGAAUAUCCCUGGACUUGAAAUCAUUUUGGACGAUGACGACGAGGAAGAAGAAGAAGAAGGGAAGUUUAAGGACGAAGAAGUUAUAAUUGAAGAAAGCGACGAGUCGAAGCCAUCGAACGAAUUGAAAGAAGAAAAUGAAAAUGAAGAAGAUGGCGAAGAUGAUGAUGUAAUCAUCCAUGAAGUUGUACCUGAGAAAAUUGAAGUGGACGAUGACAAAGAAUAUGACACUUUACCACCGUCCGAUGUGCCCAUCAAGGUGGAGCAAAUUGAUGAUGGUUUUAUGGACGUUGAAGAAGGCCUAAUUAAAAUUAAAAACGGGGGACAAAUUAAAAUUAAAAGUGAACCGAUUGAUCCCGAUGAAGAAAUGUUAGAGGUGCCCCGAGAAGAGUCAAGCGUGCCAUUUACAGAGCCGGUUCAGCCCUCGUUUACAAGUUCGAUUGAUGGUAAUACCGAGCCCGUUUCGAGUGUUCCGACGACGACAGCAAAUAUCGGAAGUAAAAUUAAAAUAAAUAUAAGUAAACCUUUACCUGUGAUCGCCCCAAAAGAGCCGAAAGAUAUUUCGUGUGAUAGCGUGCCUAGUUUAGAACCGGUUAUAGAUCCAUCACAGCCUCUACCGCCGGGGGAAGAACCAGUCCAAUUAAAUAUCAAACCAGCUCUGAGAGGCAUAGAACUGAAGAAAUUACCGCCAGUGCAAAAAGGAAGUGAACUGACGGGAAUGUGUAGUAUAAUGUGAUUAAUUUAAAUAGUGCUGAGUGAGUGUGUGUACAUAUUGCAGACUAAAAGGGGGACUGUUUAUAUAAAAUUCGUUUCGUUUUAUCAUCUGCACUAAAAUGGAUUUUUUACGAUUUAUUUUCACUCUGUACCUAUUAUGCGUAUCAUGAUUUAGUUUGACAUUUUAUGUCUCUGUUGUUGUCAAUUGUUGGAAAUAAAUUUAUUUUUUAAAAAUCA
This is a messenger RNA of Tribolium castaneum (red flour beetle), 5253 nucleotides long. It is a transcript of the gene Pcf11, whose product is annotated as Pcf11 cleavage and polyadenylation factor subunit. The transcript is spliced from 11 exons. NCBI's taxonomy places the organism in Eukaryota, Metazoa, Arthropoda, Insecta, Coleoptera, Tenebrionidae. Gene Ontology annotation, cellular component: cytoplasm; mRNA cleavage factor complex. Bases 209 to 5038 code for a protein of 1609 amino acids. The record is from RefSeq and is a predicted model, not a curated record. Gene Ontology annotation, biological process: termination of RNA polymerase II transcription. Gene Ontology annotation, molecular function: RNA polymerase II complex binding; mRNA binding.